AUGAGGACAUUCCUCUUUCUCUUUGCUGUUCUCUUCCUUUUGGCCCCAGGUAAAAUGAACGUCUUUGUAGGGAAGGUUCUAGAGGUGGUGGCCCAGAGAAAGAGUCUGCUUCAAAUUAAUCCCAGUGGCUCCUUCCCUUCCAUAGCCAGGAACGCGUUUUUUGACGAGAAAUGCUCCAAGCUUCAAGGGAGGUGCGUGAAUUCUUGUCAGAAAAAUGAAGAACUUGUUGCUCUCUGCCAGAAGUCUCUGAAAUGCUGCCUGACCCUCCAGCCAUGUUGGAAGAACACAAAUGAUUAAAUCUGAAGGCUCUGGCAUUCCAGAGUGACAUAAAUGACCUCAUUUUGUCUUCUUUUUACUCUGGUCUCUUCAGUGAGAAGACACCUCAAUAAAAAUA
Molecule: messenger RNA, 394 nt
Organism: Acinonyx jubatus (cheetah)
Lineage: Eukaryota; Metazoa; Chordata; Mammalia; Carnivora; Felidae
Product: beta-defensin 106A-like
Exons: 2
Coding region: 1-297 (98 amino acids)
Biological process (GO): innate immune response
Cellular component (GO): extracellular region
Source: RefSeq, a predicted model, not a curated record